CUCUGGCUGUGGUGUCGCGGGAACGCGCGUGGAUUCGGUGACGGAAGACCUUGAUUAUUACAUUAACCUUUGCACUCAAGGAGAUGAAAUAGUGAAAAUUAUAACGUAGACUGUGGAAAUAGAGGAGCUACAAGCGUUUUCCCAGUCGCAACUCAUCUGCUUUCGGUACGCUGCUUUGGUUGUGAAACCGUGUUAAUCCUCCAGAAAUAGCACGAGACUCAAGUUAAACAGUCUACAUGCUGCUGGAUGGCCCGAUCCGUGCAACUCUGCAGACUCCGUAGGAUUUAAAGGCAAGGCUGCUUUACACGAAUUGGAGUCGAAUGCAAGAGCAGCCGUUUGAUUUGGAUGAAGAAAGAUGAUCUGGGUAAAAAUACAAACAGGAACUCGCAGAGCUUGGCUGUCUCGGGUGGUGUUGAGACAGGAGCUGUUCUUCUCUUCGGCUGUGCCUACCCAGCCGGUGCCCCCCUUAGCCCAGACUCUGCAGGGGUACCUGCGGGCCCUGGAACCCCUUCUGCCCCCUGAGGAGCUCAACCACACGCACAAGAUGGUGCAGGAGUUUGGCAGGCCAGGGGGCCUGGGUCAGAGUCUGCAGGAGGGGCUGCAGAAGAGAGCCAGACACACCAAGAACUGGAUAACAGACUGGUGGGUGCAAUGGGCGUACUUGGAGAGUAGACAGCCGCUGCCUGUUCAUUCUAACCCGGCCAUCUCUCUUCCCAGACGAGACUACUCCGACUGGAGGGGCCAGCUUGUGUUUGCAUCCAAACUGAUAGCUGCAGUACUGGAUUUCAAAGCCAAAAUUAAUACUGGCCAGCUGCCGGUGGAGUAUAUGCGGGAGACGCCUCUGUGUAUGGAGCUCUUUCCCCUCCUCUUCUCGUCCUGCAGAAUCCCGGGUCCCAAACACGACUACAUAGCCCACCAUGGCCGCUCCCGACGAUCACCAACGCACAUCACAGUGGUCAGAAACUACCAGUUUUUCCAGUUAGAUGUGUACAAUAGCGAUGGAUCGCGGAUGACCGAGAGCCAGAUCCAUGCCCAGCUCUUAAGGAUCAGGUCUCAGUCCUGGAAGACGGACAAAGAACCCAUGGGCAUCCUGACCAGUGAGCACCGCCACACCUGGGGUCAGGCCUACAACCGCCUGCUCAAAGAUAAACUAAAUAAGGAAUCGGUGCGGGCGAUAGAGAAGGGCCUUUUCAACUUGUGCUUGGAUUCUGCAGUCAUGAGGAUAUCGGAUGAAAAGUACGCUAGUCGUAAGGCAGCACAGGUUUUGCACGGGGGCGGGACUUUCUCCAACAGUGGCAACCGUUGGUUUGACAAAACACUACAGUUUGUGGUGGGUGAAGAUGGCUCAUGGGGCCUUCUGUACGAACAAGCUACUGCUGAGGGCCCGCCCAUAGCAACACUUUUAGAUCACAUCCUACAAUACUGCAUGAAGCCGGACCCUAAGAGAGCCCCAUUGGUCCCACUACCAAUGCCAAAGAAGCUUUACUUUUGCAUUGACCAAGAAAUUAAGUGGGACAUAGAGCAUGCCAAGCAAAAUCUUGACAUACUGAUCAACGACCUCGAUGUGAACGUGUUUAACUUCCAGAGGUUUGGCAAGGAGCUGCCCAAGCAGCACAAUCUGAGUCCCAACUCCUUCAUCCAGGUGGCCCUGCAGCUGGCUUACUACAGAGUUCACAACGAGGUCUGUCCCUCUUGUGACAUUGCUUCCCAGCGGAUGUUUCGAGGUGGCCGGACCGAAUACAUUCGCUCUCCCACAAAUCAAACGCUCAAGUUUAUACUUGCCUUUGAUGACCCAUCAAUAUCGAGGGAAGCAAAGUUACAGUUGUUCAAAGAGGCCGUUGACGCCUACACCGCCCUGACUGAUCAGGCACUCAAAGGGCAUGGCAUUGACCACCACCUGUUAGGUCUGAAGCUCCAGGCUAUUGAGGAGGGACUAAGCAUUCCUAAAAUCUUCAUGGAUACAGCAUACGGGUUGGCAACACAUUGGAAACUCAGAACAGGGCAGGUGCCUGCAAACACAGACAGUGUGAUGUGUUUUGGACCUCUUGUUCCCGAUGGCUAUGCAGUAUGCUACAACCCUCAGGCAGACCAUGUCCACUUUUCCAUAACUGCCUUUAACUGCUGUGAGGAGACGCAUGCAGAGACGCUGGCCCUCACUCUGAAUGACACCCUGUGUCAACUACAGGAACUAUUGCAGCCUAGCGUGUCCAGCUAAUUCUGUGUCUGACAAUCUUUCCUACACGGCUACACGUCUGGAGCAGAUGUGGUGUUUGAAAGCCCCCCCCCCCCAUACACCGGCAUUAUGAGUUCUUUAUAAGCCUUGGCGAGGCGCAUCCUUAUCUCUUGACCCAGGCUAGCCUGAAAUGCUACAAUUUAGCACAGCGAGCGCAUGACUGAACUCAGAGUACUGUGUUCUGUUGGUGCUACGAGUUUUGUUAAGGGUUGGAUCUUUUUUCCUGUGCUAAAUGCUAGUAUGAGCUUUAAAAAAGCUGCAUUGCUGCUGGUGGAGAUGACGCACUCGUCUUUUACUAUUUUUUUUUUCCUGGGUGAAAGCAAAAGAUGUUAAAGGCCGCAGAAGACCCCAGUAUCAACCAGUUUUUCUACGUUUAAAUGCAUUGGAUUUCCCUAUGAAAACAUUAGACGAGUAUCUGCAAAAUGUAUUUCUUGUUGGCUGCACUGCCUUUUGAGAAGUGCUCAACCAAGCCGUUUAUGCUGGAGGAGAUAUCUGUUGCUGAAGACGACCAAAUACCAACAAGCCUGUUGGUAAAGGUACUAAGAAAUAAUGCAUUUUGUCAGUUGAACUCACCUUGUUGGACAUGAACAACAUAGCUCUAUUUUUGUAUGACCGUAAACAAGGCUUUUUGGUGGGUGUACUUGCUUGCAGGACUGGUCAAUAAAAUCAGGUGGUGCUUAACAUGGCUAAAUGUCGUGCCUGUACAUGCAGCACCUUUUACAAGGUGGAAU
Lampris incognitus (smalleye Pacific opah) is the source of this 2964-nucleotide messenger RNA. RefSeq names its product carnitine O-acetyltransferase b (gene cratb). NCBI's taxonomy places the organism in Eukaryota, Metazoa, Chordata, Actinopteri, Lampriformes, Lampridae. The transcript is spliced from 17 exons. Gene Ontology annotation, molecular function: carnitine O-acetyltransferase activity. Gene Ontology annotation, biological process: carnitine metabolic process, CoA-linked. The record is from RefSeq and is a predicted model, not a curated record. Gene Ontology annotation, cellular component: peroxisome. The coding region runs from base 356 to 2215 and encodes 619 amino acids.